AAUCAGGAGCGUGCGAUAGAGUAUAUAUGCCACGCCUACAAGGAUGCUGAGGUGCGUGUGAAUCAUGAAUGUGAUUCGGUUAGCCUAAGCCACAUAAAUCAAUGGCUAGAGGUGUUAAACAAUGCGGAAUUGUCDAAACUGUGCGAAUACGAAGCAGCAGCCGUGAUGAAUAGCAUAGUGCGCACGGAGGUGCAACCAAAGCCGGCUCAACUGGGUGGCAUCGACAUGAGUGAGGUAUACGGCUUUCUUGAGAAUGCUCUAACUGGACAGACACGGAAGGGAUUGGGCGAAGCUAGCGAAGCGUUUCUUGCACGGGAAAUUGAGCUSCUCAUUGAAGAGGCCAACAAUGAUCAUUCCGAUAAUGUUGURCGGAGCAUGGGACAGAAGCUGAACGAUCGGCAGGAGUAUAACUAUGAGGCGGAGCCAAACAAAUGCAGCUUGGAUCCAUUGUUUUUAGAUGAAUARCUUAAGAAUUGUACAAAAAAUGAUAGUCMAACACAUUUAUAUCCACACAUAUUUAUUAAACAUUUAAAUUCAAUUGUUUGUCGAGUUAAAUUGUACGCGUACAUUUUGUCACAAUCCUUAAAACUGUUAAAGUUGCUCAAUCUCAAUCUCAAUCCUACUUAGGUGUAUAGACUGCCUGCAUCUUGUAUAUGUCUUUUCCCAUAGUACGUAUUUGUUAGAUAAUUAAUACAUACAUACAUAAUUUAAGUACAUUUCUAUGUAUAAAUAGUUGUUAGCACAUUUAAAAUCUAAGUUAAAGGGCUUACGAAGUUUCACACAAUUUACUUGAAGUAGUCUAUAUGAAAGAGUAUGUAUAUAUAUAAGUAUUUAAAUUUGGCUUUAAUUUAUAAUUUCAUCUUUUUCGGUUUUAUUAUUUAUUGUGCAUGAUUGUUUUCAAGAGUUGUUCUCGCAAGAGUAAUGCCAAAAUGUAUUGCAUAGUCUAAGUAUAGAAUAGAGUKUAGAGUAUUGUUUAAAACGUUAACAGGCAUAAAAAGAGUUGAGUGCUAUUUGCAUCUCUCAUAGCAUCACAAAUAGAUCACAAGAGACAGAGUUGAUUUGAUACGCCAUUGGUUUUGGGUUUUCCUUUUUUCUUUUCUUUUACAAUAGGUGUUACACAUAUAUAAAAACUGAA
Molecule: messenger RNA, 1135 nt
Organism: Drosophila arizonae
Lineage: Eukaryota; Metazoa; Arthropoda; Insecta; Diptera; Drosophilidae
Source: RefSeq, a predicted model, not a curated record